Anopheles nili is the source of this 1716-nucleotide messenger RNA. RefSeq names its product alkaline phosphatase, tissue-nonspecific isozyme-like. Lineage: Eukaryota; Metazoa; Arthropoda; Insecta; Diptera; Culicidae. Gene Ontology annotation, biological process: dephosphorylation. Gene Ontology annotation, molecular function: alkaline phosphatase activity. The transcript is spliced from 3 exons. The coding region runs from base 1 to 1716 and encodes 571 amino acids. The record is from RefSeq and is a predicted model, not a curated record.
AUGACCGUGUGUUUUCUGUAUUACAAUACCAUAUUGGUACUACUAGUGAUCGUGUCCGUGUACCGAUUCGAUCAUCCCAUCGCGCUACAGCCUGCCGAUGCGGGUUCUUUACGUCUACAGAAAAGCGGUGCAAAUGAUACCGAAAGUGAAAGCGUUCAUCCACCACCGGCAUUUAUCGACCCCAGUCCGGAAGCGACCGAUGGGGUAGCUGGCAGUACCAUGAAUGAAGGCCGCCUGCGUCAGAAGCGACUCAUCUCUGUAGGCGAGUACGAAAAAACGGCCCAGUACUGGAACAUUGGUGCGCAGCUCAAAUUGAAGGAACAUUUGUUAAGGCAACCGAACCAAAACAUUGCCAAAAAUGUGAUCCUUUUCCUUGGCGAUGGCAUGUCAAUACCGACCCUCGCUGCCAGCCGAAUGUAUCUCGGUCAACAGCAAGGUCACACAGGAGAAGAGAGCCAGCUAUCCUUUGAAGAAUUUCCUGAUGUGGGCCUUGUAAAGACUUACUGCGUCGAUAAACAAGUGGCAGAUUCGGCUUGUACAGCAACGGCCUAUCUGUGCGGGGUGAAGGCCAACUAUGCCACGAUUGGUGUAACGGCAGCGGUCAACUACAGCAACUGUGCCGCCAGCAACGAUCCCCGCAAUCACGUCCAAUCGAUCAUGGCCUGGGCACAGGCAGCAGGCAAGGCGACCGGUAUUGUGACGACGACCCGUGUGACCCACGCUAGUCCCGCAGGAACAUACGCGCAUACGGCCAGCCGCGAAUGGGAGUGUGACGCCGACGUAGUUCGAACAGGGGGCGAUCCGGCACACUGCCCGGACAUUGCGACUCAACUGAUCUACGGUGAGACGGGCAAAAAUUUUCGCGUCAUUCUGGGCGGCGGACGCCGUAAGCUUCUUCCACGGACAGUGAAGGAUGAGGAGGGAAUCCGGGGGCAACGUCUGGACGGGGCCAACCUGAUCUCUCAGUGGUAUUAUGGAAAGCCGCUAGGUAGCGCGCGGUACGUAUCGACCAGGCAGGAGCUGAUGGCGCUAAAUUUCACCGAAGUGAACUAUUUGAUGGGACUGUUCAGUUCCGACCACAUGAGAUUCCACCUGGACGCUCGCAAGGAAGUGGACCCAACGUUGCCCGAUCUAACGUACGCUGCUAUACAAAUGCUGCAAAAGUACCCCGAGGGAUACGUACUGUUCGUGGAAGGCGGAAAGAUUGACUUGGCGCAUCAUUUCACAAAAGCACGUAAAUCGCUCGACGAGACGGUGCAGCUGUCCGAGGCGGUGCAGGUGGCUCGGCAGCUGACCAGCGCCGACGAUACGCUGCUCGUUGUAACGGCUGACCAUUCCCACACCAUGACACUGUCGGGCUACGCGACACGUGGCAAUGAUAUCCUGGGUCUGAACAGCCAAAUCAGUGACGGUGACUUGAAACCGUAUACCACGCUUAGCUACGCGAAUGGUCCGGGUGGCCCGAUGCCAGAUCCGAUGGGCCAGAGACCUAACAUAACCAUGUCGAUGAUGAAAGAUCAAGACUUCCAGUUCCCGAAGGUGGUCCCGAUGAAGUACGAAACGCACGGCGGAGAUGAUGUUGCACUGUUCGCCUACGGACCUUGGUCGCACCUGUUUGGAGGAAUGUACGAACAGAACGUCAUUCCGCACUUGAUAGGCUAUGCGGCCUGCAUUGGGAAUGGAGAGCACGCGUGCUCGGCUGCCGGCAGUUUGUAA